Molecule: messenger RNA, 1103 nt
Organism: Amphiprion ocellaris (clown anemonefish)
Lineage: Eukaryota; Metazoa; Chordata; Actinopteri; Pomacentridae
Exons: 9
Coding region: 95-637 (180 amino acids)
Source: RefSeq, a predicted model, not a curated record
CGUGCACGUUGUCGCGCCGCUUGACUUGUAGUCUUAUUGUGAAAGUGUGAGAGCGGACGUAGAGGCUGAGGCUCCGUGCUGAGUGCAGGUUCAGAUGUCGACCAUCACUCCCGAUAAAGCGCCUCAUCUGUCAAAGGUUUGGAUCGCACUGAGGCGGUUCGACAGAAACGAUGAAAGAGUGGUGGCUCUUCGAGAAGUGUCCUUUCCUUCAGCCACUGAUACCACCAUGAUCAUACAGAUUCUCACCAAUACCUUUGGGCUGAACACUUCUAAUGUUGUAUUCAAGAUAAGGAACCACCGUGGCUGUCUGAUCCCCCUGAACAGCUCCAUCCCUGCUAACAGCAAGCAUGUACCUUACGUGCUUGAGGUAGCCAAGAUUUUUCAGCAUGUGCAACCCAGGCCCAGAACCAUUCCCAUGAUUGUUAUCAACAAGAGCAUGAAGACCAGACUGCAGACUAUUGACAGGAGGAUUCAGAGACUGAACGACCUUCUACCUCAGAUCAAACUCAGGCACAAUGAAAAGCUCAGCCAGGAGAUUGAAUGUCUCAGCCAAAAGUUGAAGUUUCUCCAUAAGAGAAUGCAGGUGGCAGAUUCUCACAGCUGGAAAGGCAUGCUGACCAGAGCCCCUCUGUGGUAAACAUCCACAUUUCCGGCAGACAGAUCGCGGCCCUACGUCAAGCCUUGUUUACAGUGUGUUCACCCACAUCUGUCAUUCAUGUUGAGAUUUCAAACACAUUCGGUGGUCAACCUGGUGGGAAUCUGGACAGAAUAUCUUCUUUAUACAUUCAAAUCACACACUCAUCUCUCUGACCUUCAGGGUAUAGCUAAUAGAGUAAUUACAAUACUGUGCUUUUCUGUACAGCUCUACUGAAAAUGUAGUGAAAAAAUCCCUGUCACCUCGGUGUAAUUUAGUUAUAGCAUACAGUAAAGCACCAAAUACUUUGUUCUCAUGCCACAUUUUGAUUUUUAGUGAACCAUUAUUUCACCAAUAGGUUUCUUCUGGCUGGAAAUGGCAUAAAUAAAACAGUAAGAUGUUGUGUUAAAGGUGUUAAUGGUGAAUCUUAACUUUUUCUAUGUUUUUGUUUAAAUUAUUAUUCUUAAUU